Molecule: messenger RNA, 2382 nt
Organism: Mixia osmundae IAM 14324
Lineage: Eukaryota; Fungi; Basidiomycota; Mixiomycetes; Mixiales; Mixiaceae
Exons: 11
Coding region: 1-2382 (793 amino acids)
Biological process (GO): base-excision repair; base-excision repair, AP site formation; nucleotide-excision repair
Cellular component (GO): nucleus
Molecular function (GO): DNA-(apurinic or apyrimidinic site) endonuclease activity; oxidized pyrimidine nucleobase lesion DNA N-glycosylase activity
Source: RefSeq, a predicted model, not a curated record
AUGACCGAGCCGAUCGGUCCUAGCUAUUCUUGCGCUUCACCACAGCUUCUUAUGCAGCUCAUGACCGUCUACAUCGAAUACGAGAGCGAACAAGAGAUCUUCGAAAAGGCCAGCGAGGCGGUACGAGUCUCCAGCGAAAAGCUCAACGCACUCUGUCUCACCAUCGCUAUUCUUCAUGCUGCAUGUAUCCUGCCCGAGGUCGCUUCACUCGAAGAGACGAGCUACGCCGAAUCAUCCACUCAUACUGAUAAAGGGUCAGACCACGCUAUGCACACAUCUCUGAUCAAUUCUCAGGUCUGCUCACUGGACGAAAGCGAGCUAGCGAGGACCGUUCUAUCGUUCUGUCCCCAGCACAGCCUCGGCGGGUCCAACAGAAGCUCAUCAGGCUCAGUCGAGGUCAACCGAUCGACUUUUGGAGAGGGCUUCUACGACACGCUUCUACAAUUCGAGGCCUCGUGCUUACAAGGCACCUUCACGCCCCUCAUCGGCGCUCGAACUGUUCCAUCGACGAUUAUCGUCAGAGGUAAUCGCACGCGUGCUCUGCUGCGCCAAACAUUCUAUGGACCUCAUAUCACGCCGGUCAGAUUAGACGAUAGCCCGCGAAUCUACCGCGGGCAGCUCGACUUCUCUCUGCCACCCUCGCCGCAGCUCAGCCCCACCAAGCCAAAGCAGGACAAAGGGUGUAUCGAAUGCUCCUUGCGGAAUAAACCCCUGGAGAGCUUGAUGGUCCGCCCACUCGGGAAGAAGGGCAGAUAUCAGCUCAUCUGCCAUGGCUGCAUCAAGAAGAUUAUCACACUGUGCUCGGGCAAAGGCGCAACGGACGGCGAUACGCUGGACGAGCAACUCACUAAGGGUUGUCUCAACAAAGCAGACUCUGCGCUUCUGGACAGAGCGCUCGUGCUCCGCGGGACCGACAAGAUUACUUACAAUCACUUUCUCGGGCACAUGCAGCCAGCAAAUCAGUGCUCUACCGUCGAAAUCAGAGGCUACUUGCAAGAGUAUGCGCAUGGAACGUUUGCACCGGAUGCAGAACUCAUGGCAACGUUCAAUGGUUUCCUCGGCCACAACAAAGUAAAGCAUGAUCAGAAUGGUCCGGCAACGGCCAAAUUGCUCUCCUCGCUUUUGAGAGAGCUCAGAGAGCGACACAAAAAUGAGAUCAAGUCGACAUCUGAUCGACGGGCAGCCCAGAUUGCAUGGCAAGCGCGCACGAUUGCAAGCAUGUCUGAUCUCGAUCAGGAGACUCCCACGACGCCCAAGCGACGCAGACAGACGAAAGCCUCUUCCGCAUCACCACCCUUGACAGAUGCAGCUGGCCUCGCUAGCCCGGCACAAGAAGUUGAUGUCAAAGCUAUCCUGAAGGCAGAAGGAGCUGACGCGCCUGCUGCGAGUCGGAAAGCCAAGCCGAUCAAGCUCAAACUCGAUAGACCUCACCCGGCCCCUACGCGAUGGCAAGAGCAAUGGCGGGUACUGACAGAGCAACGCAAGACAAUCAUUGCGCCCGUCGAUACCAUGGGCUGCGAUAAAGCUGGUCGCAACCUCAAGGACAUCAUCACACCCAGGGAUGAUCGCUACCAGACUCUCAUCUCCCUCAUGCUGUCCUCUCAAACGAAAGAUCAAGUCACAGAUGAAGCAGCCAGCAAUUUACGCGAUCGUAUACCUGGCGGCUUCAACAUAGAAUCUAUCUUGGCUGCGAGCGACGAACAGAUCUCGUCUUGUAUCAACAAGGUCGGCUUUUGGCGGCGCAAGACUGACUACAUCAGACGAACAUCUGAGAUGCUACGCGAUCUUCAUGACAGCGAUGUGCCCAAGACGAUCCAGGAGCUAUGCGAUCUACCCGGUGUCGGGCCAAAGAUGGGAUUCCUCUCUUUGCAGUCACAGGGCAUCAACGGAGGUAUAGGCGUCGAUACGCACGUCCAUCGAAUCACACAUCGGUUGAGAUGGCAUCGCAAAGAGCCAAAAGACGCCGAAGAGACACGGCUCAAUCUAGAGAGCUGGCUGCCCUCAGAGCUGCACGGCGUCAUCAAUAAGACCCUAGUUGGGUUUGGACAGGCCGUAUGUCUGCCCGUGGGACCGAGAUGCGAUCUUUGCGAUCUGGGCAAGGCAUCACUUUGCCCGUCUCGGGUCAAAGUCGACACACUCAAACGCUCGCCAUCAAAAUACUUGGCCAAGCAAGAGAUCAAGAUAGACGAUGAUGCGCUCCUUUUGGCAAAGGAGGAGGAUAUCAAGCCGACCCUUGACGAUCUCAAGCCUGAUACCGUCAUCCUUAACGGUCACGCUUUGGCAGGCGAGGUCAAGAUAGAGCCGUCAGAGGGAGCAGUGGCACAGGCUGUGUCAGCAACAUAUGGCAGACAACAAAAGGCGAAGAUGAUACGCCGCACGUAA